AUGUUCCCUCGCACUCUCCCACAUCUAGUACAAAAUGCCCGUCCUCUUUCCCGGCCAAUACUGCCUAACAUUCUACGGUCCACAUCUUCCACUGCCCAUCUCAUACGACGGCAAAGCACAUUAGAGAAUAUCCUCGCACCACCGCUCGCCGCCCUCUCCGUCGCGCAAAUCACGUCCUCCGGUGUGGAGCUCUCAGACGGGCUCGUCCUCAGAGGCCCCGCGAUCCUCCUAAACGGCCGAGCGUUCCUGUGGGACCCUCCUCCUGCAGGAGGGAGCUGGAAAGGUUGGGGUAAGGAGACGUGGGGCUUGUUGGAGGUUGUCGUACCUCGACCUGAGAUCCUGCUGUUUGGGACUGGGAGGAGUCUGAUCCUCCCGCCUCCGAGCGUGCGGACGUACCUGAACGAAAUGGGCAUACAAGUAGAUUUCAUGGAUACAAGGAAUGCGUGUUCGACGUAUAACCUCUUACUUGAGGAGGGGAGGAGAGUCGCUGCUGCAUUGCUUCCCUUGAACAAGCACGUCCCGUGGUUGACGAUCCCGAGAGAUGAAGCAUAA
Messenger RNA from Dacryopinax primogenitus, 552 nucleotides. RefSeq names its product DUF498-domain-containing protein. The record is from RefSeq and is a predicted model, not a curated record. Gene Ontology annotation, cellular component: mitochondrial inner membrane. Gene Ontology annotation, biological process: mitochondrial respiratory chain complex I assembly. Bases 1 to 552 code for a protein of 183 amino acids. Lineage: Eukaryota; Fungi; Basidiomycota; Dacrymycetes; Dacrymycetales; Dacrymycetaceae. The transcript is spliced from 3 exons.